This is a messenger RNA of Plasmodium gonderi, 909 nucleotides long. Its product is annotated as f-actin capping protein beta subunit. Gene Ontology annotation, molecular function: actin filament binding. The record is from RefSeq and is a predicted model, not a curated record. Bases 1 to 909 code for a protein of 302 amino acids. Gene Ontology annotation, biological process: barbed-end actin filament capping; cell morphogenesis. Gene Ontology annotation, cellular component: F-actin capping protein complex. NCBI's taxonomy places the organism in Eukaryota, Apicomplexa, Aconoidasida, Haemosporida, Plasmodiidae. The transcript has a single exon.
AUGCAGGAAGCUAAAAUCGAAGCAGCUUUGCGCAUAUGCAACAUUUUACCAGCGCAUUUAUUUGAGGAAACGAUAAAUAUUUUAUCUAAAAUUGACCAGAAUUUAACAAACAAUAUUUUAAUCAAUAAAGAAGGACCAAUAAAAAUAAAAUUCGACAGCGAAGAGAAAAAAUAUUACCUAGGAAAUAUGUUCAACAAAGAAAAAGAUUCAUAUAGAUCCCCAUAUACUAAUAUGUAUUACCCUGAGCAUUUUCCAAAUAGUUAUAUUCCAUCUGAAUCGCUAAGAACGCUAGAAAUAUUAUAUAAUGAAGUAUUUGACAGGUACAGAAAAUCAUACUAUAUAAGCGGAUUGUCAUCUGUUUAUUUAUGGCCAAAUCCAGUAGAAGACGGCUUUGUGGCUUGUUUUUUAAUAAAAAAAAAAGAAAAUUAUGAUAAUUGUACAAGUAUAAUAUGGGAAGCUACUCAUUUAAUACAGGUAAAUAUAUCUCAUCUAACAAUUCACUAUCAAAUUUCCACUACUCUUAAUUUUACCAUUACUAGAAAAAAUGAAAUCACAUUGUCUGCUUCGAUUAACAAAGCUUUAGAAAACCCGAAGAAAAUAUCCAAUAUUAAUUUAAUAAAGGACAAAUAUUUCCAUAUGGAAAAUAUGGGGAAAAUGAUUGAAAGCAUUGAAAAUUCGUUAAGAAAAAGUAUUGAAUAUAUAUACUUUCCAAAAAUUAAUGACAUAUUAAAUUCUAUAAGAUUUAAUGACUUUUUUGGUUAUCAUACUGAAAGUAACCUGAAUGUUCAGAACUUACAUUCCAUUUCGAGUAAUAUUGCCUUAUCAAAAGAAAGUAUACAGAAAGAAUUAAAAUUAAAAUUGAAAGACAAAAGUUUGAACGACGGAACGGAAUACUCUCUUCAUACCUGA